Xiphias gladius (swordfish) is the source of this 1758-nucleotide messenger RNA. RefSeq lists its product as uncharacterized. NCBI's taxonomy places the organism in Eukaryota, Metazoa, Chordata, Actinopteri, Istiophoriformes, Xiphiidae. The coding region runs from base 254 to 1141 and encodes 295 amino acids. The record is from RefSeq and is a predicted model, not a curated record. The transcript is spliced from 5 exons.
AAAAAAAAUCACCGGACGUGUUAUUUUGUUAAAACGUUGAGAUGAGCAAACUCAGUGGCGUCUUGAGCUCGUGUAAUCUCUGUGUGUCCCGCUCGCGCUGCUCACCGGCGGUCACACUUCGCCGCAUCAUAUCAAAGGCACGUGGGACUCCGGUGGUUGAUUAAUCCGCGACCUUGCUUGGCUGCACAACAACGAAACUAUUUCAGUGUUUUACUUUUUCCUCGGUCCAGAAAAGUUACGGGCGCCAGAUGUCAUGGCAUGUAGGAGAAGACGACAAGAUCACAGUGAUAGACAUAUACCAAACAACAUGGACCAACUUGCUUUGAAAUACCUGGAGAUGUGUAAAGUGGAGUCCAGCACUGAUAGUGACUCAGAAAUCAGUCCAAGAUGGUCGGACACCAGCACUAUGGGAUGUGUGAGCAGUGCACCGGAGUGUGGGACAGUACGUCGGACACUGCCGCUGAAGCCUGCAGCAAGGCAUGGUUGUUAUUCUUUGUUUUUGGACCCGUACGAUGGGAGCUCUGAGGAUUCGGAUGAGUCAAACAUCGAUGUCGGUGUCUCCAGACGAACAAGGCAGCAGGGACAAGGCGGAGGAUGUCGGUUUUCGGGCCGGAGCAGGAGAUUUAUCCUUCAUCAUCCUGCUUCUGUCGCCCUCAGAGAAAUGAUGAGAAGUGGGAUGAGAGAUCCUGUAACAGAGCAGCAACAUCUUUUGGAUGUGCAGAUGAAAUGUGGGAGUGACUCUGAGCUGUGGGUCUGUGAGCUUGACACUCUGCCCUCCCACAGUGACAAGGACGGUUGUAGAGAUCCAACUGCGGAAAUGCCAAAUGAUUCAACAAUGCAUGCCCAAAUCAUGGAUAUCGGAUUGCAAGUUGAUGAUUCAGGCUUGCACGCUACAAGAUCCUCCACACCUCAAACACCUGGACCAAUCACCCCAGUGGGAGGGAGCUCGUCCUGGAUGCUGGAUAGCUCCUCUGAGAGAUCCCCCAGCCCAUGUAACCUCAGAUCUCUUUACAAGAGAAAGCUGGGGCUCCCUGGAGCAGAAGUGGUGGAACUGGGGCAAAGAAAGAGGCAGUGUGUUGUCAACAUGGAAGACAAACAAGAGGCAGUGGACUCUGCAUCUGACCAUGGACCAACAGAAUGAAGUACUGCAGUCAUAUUAAAUUCCUUAUAUGAUUUAAGGUGGAAUGAAAUACUGUAAAUAGUUACUUUAAAAUGCACUUUGGUUUAUUUUUCUACCUCCAGUAAUUUUGAAUGUCUCACAGGUGUCACAUAUUGUGCUGAUUGCCUCAUUUUGAGCAAUUUUGAUUUUUGUUUUGCUUGGAGGAAUUACAAUAGUAACCUGGACCCAGUGAUAGACCAAAGUACAACCUAUGCACUGGCAAUAAAGAAACUGUACAUUUUCACAAUAAAAGAGGAACCUUUUUUUUUGUUAACAUGAUACAGCUUGUUUGUGUUCAAAUAAGCUAAAUAAGUACCUACCAGUGCACUGGAUAGUGAAGCUUGAGCCCUCCCUGAUUUUAAGAUGGCAUUCAGUGACUUACAGCUCACCUGAAUUAUAGUCACAGGUCCCCCUUAAAAAUCAAGUUUUUGGUAAAACAUCAGCUGCUCCAAUUUACUUUCUACAAAUGGAUCUAAAUGAGGAAAGACAGAUUACGUAAGUAUUCACCAGUUUCAGUCUUUGUUUUUAAGCCAUUCCUGUGUAGCUUUGGCUUUAUGUUUGAGGUUCUUACUGGAAAAUAAAUCGUCAUUUCUCUCACA